AUGUCCUUACGACGCUCACUCCGUGGCCGCACCGUGCGGGAUGACCCUCCAAAUAUAGAAUCUAACAUGAGUACCAGGACAACUCGACAAUCCCGGCUGGUCGCAUCGCUGCCUUCUGUGACAGUGGUCCGGAACCCGUCGAAGUCUCCGGAGGGCACUAGAAAAUCAAUUCAUCUCACGGUCAGGAUGCCGUCAAAUAAGCUUCGGGAAGCGACUAGCGGUAGCUCGCGAACCACUGCGGCGUCGAGGCGCUCGCACAAUGUUUUUACUGACAACCCCAUUGUUUCUGGCCCACGGGCUAGCCGGUCAAAGAAGAAGCUGGUAGAAGUGAAUACUAGCGACGAAGAGGACCUGGAAGACCAGGAAGAGGAUGAAGUUGACGAUGAGGAGGAUGCACCUGGCGAAGAUGAUGACGAGGAUGCCGACGCAGACGCCGACGCAGAUGCCGAUGGCGAUGUAGAUAUGGACGAUGCUCCACCUCAGCCGCCAGUAUCAAAACGGCAAGCAAGGGCUGCUGUGGCCUCUGCGCCUGGCGGGAAGCCAGCGAAGAGCGUUGAGGCCAAAGAAAUGGAGCUUGAGGAUGAGGACGACGAAGAUGAAGAGGAGCUCUCCGAACCCGAAACAGAUGGAGACGGCGAGCCUGACGAUCAGGACGAAGGUGUAACGAUCAACGCGGGUGAUGGGGAGGAGCUGGACGAGGAUGAAGAAGAAGACGAGGACCUUGAUCUAAGUGAUGAUGAGACGCCAGGCGGCGGUGAUAUGAGCCGGCUCACAAAACGCCAGAGAGGCACUCUUGGCAACGACUUUUUGCAAUUACCAAUGGGUUCGUUCGUCACCGUAUAUUCAUGA
Molecule: messenger RNA, 849 nt
Organism: Aspergillus calidoustus
Lineage: Eukaryota; Fungi; Ascomycota; Eurotiomycetes; Eurotiales; Aspergillaceae
Source: the annotation of a GenBank genome assembly